AUGCAAAUUCACGGCCUUUGUUUUAUGCUUGAACAAAAAGUAAAUCCGAUCCCUUUACAAAAUGUUGUCAUUGAGGCCAACAUUGUUGAUAUGAUCGCUGAAGUUGCUAUAAUCCAGACUUAUAAGAUUGCUGAAAAGAAUACCAUUGAAGCCUUUUAUAAGUUUCCUAUUAAUGAAGCUAUAACUGUUUGCGGAUUUGAAGCGGAAAUUGAUGGACGAAGUAAAGUAAAGGGUUUUGUCAGAGAGGAAAAUGAGAAUGUCGAUCAAUACACUGAAGAAGCCAGGCAAGGGCAUGGUGCUUAUUUGAUAGAAUCCGGAUCAAAUGAAGUAUUUCAAUGCUUUGUUGGACAUAUUUCAAUUGGACAAACUGUGGUCAUAAGAAUUACAUACGUUGCAGAACUUAAGCAAGAUUCCGAAUCUGAAAAAAUUCGAUUCGUUCUUCCAAACUUUAUCGCGAUGAGAUAUGGCUACAAUGAUGAGAAAAUUAUUAACACCGAUGCUGACGUUAAUUAUUUAGAUCUGAAAAUUACUUGUCAAAUGGCUUCAAUUAUUCAACAUAUUGAAUCGCCUUCAUAUAAAAUUUCUACCGAAAUGAGUAUUGAUGGAAAUCCUAAAAUUUUCAAAAUCACUUUAGAUGAACAGAUUACUUAUUUAGAAAAAGAUUUCAUUCUUGUGUUUAAGAGUGAAGAUCUUGACCAAUCAAGAGCUUUCGUUGAAUACAAUCCUGAAACAGAAACAAACUGUGUUAUGUUAACUUUGGUUCCGAAAUCCACGUUAAAUACAACAGAGUUAAUAUUCGUUAUCGAUAGAUCAGGAUCAAUGAGUGACGGACCUAUGAAGAGAGCUGCGCAAGCACUUGAAUUAUUAUUACGUUCUCUUCCUGAAGAUUGUUACUUUAACAUAAUAUCGUUUGGAUCUCGUUAUGACUCUCUUUUUCCAAAAAGUCAACUCUAUUCCGAAACGAAUCUGUCUAAAGCACUUAAUCUUGCUCAAACGAUGACCUCAAAUUACGGUGGAACAGAAAUUUUCAGGGUAUUAAAUUGGGCAUUUGAAAAUUCAAGGAAUGAUAUGCCAACUUCUGUAUUUCUUAUUACAGACGAUGAAGUUCGGAAAAUUGAUCAAUAUACAAGUGAAAAUGAAGAAAAGAUGAAUGAUGAUUUACGUCUUUUUGCAUUAGGAAUUGUUCAUUCCGUUCCACAUAAUUUAAUUGAAUCUAUUGCUCGCGCUGGUAAAGGAUAUGCUCAAUUCGUAACGAAUAAUGAAAGAAUGGAUAAAAAGGCUAUCGAAAUGUUGAAAAACGCGGUAAAAUCACCGAUCAAAAUUACUUGGACUGACGCAGAUGCCUCGGAAUCAACAGAAAAAGAAGGAUCCGAAGUAGAAUCACCGCCACCACAAUUGAGUAAUAUCUUUACUGAUAUUAAGAUUCAACAGGCUCCAUAUUUCAUUCCGCCACUUCGUAAUGGUGAACGAUUUGUUGUUUAUUGCAUGUUGGAAAAAAGCAUAGAACCAUGUAAAGUUAUCACUUUAAAUGGCUCUAUGAAACUUGAUAUUUCUUUGGAUCCUGCUACUUUACAAGGUUCGAAGAUUCAUAAAUUAGCGGCAAGGAAACUUAUUCAAGAUCUCGAGAAUGGAGAGUCAUUUCUUCAUAGGCAUCCUAAAAAUGUUGGUAAACAUAUUAUAAAUUCAUUAACUAAAGAAUAUAUUGUUAAUCUUGUUAGGACUUUUAACUUAGUUUCAAAGCAUACUGGAUUUAUCGCAAUUGACAAUAAAGUUUUAUCUAGAGCUCAAAUAAUUUCACAAAAAAGAGAAAUUACUCACUCAUCCGUAAAUUCAGAAUCGAAAAUCGAAGACUUAUUUGAAUUUUUGGGAUUGCAAUCAUUUGAUGGUUUAUUCUUACCAACUAAAUCAUUUUAUGAUUUUUUUAUUAAAAAGAAAUUAAAUGAUUUCGCUAAAUUAAAGCGAGAAAUUGAAAAGGAAAUCGGGGAGGUUAAAGAAAUUGAACAAAUAUUAACUACUAGCAUUGCUAUAGCUUAUCUGGAAGUUGCCAUGUUUGAAAAUUUUAAGGAUGAGUGUAAGAUGUGUCAUGAAAAAGCUGUAAAUGCUUUGAAGAAAAUUGUGGGAGAAGAGAAAGAAAAAAUUAUCCUUGGGAAAGCCAAAGAGUGGAUUAAAUUUCGGUUAAAUGACAGUGUUGGAUGGGUGUGUCGUAUAACUAGGUUUAUGCCCGUGGCUAUCUGCGGCUUAUUUAUCAUUGGCCUUCUUCUCAGGCGAGGCGUUAAACAAGCAACAUUCAUUACAAGUUUGAAAAAUCCCGGAAGAGGCUAA
This is a messenger RNA of Funneliformis mosseae, 2322 nucleotides long. The record is from the annotation of a GenBank genome assembly. Lineage: Eukaryota; Fungi; Glomeromycota; Glomeromycetes; Glomerales; Glomeraceae.